AAUAUUUAUAUUUUUCAAUGAUGUUUUGCUGGCAAAAUUAUAUGUAACUUUAGCAUUUUAUUUGUUAGAUAAAGUGUUGUGUGGCUUGUUUCGCAGAAUUUAUUUCGAUGGAUAAAACAAACCUUAUACCUGCCUACUGGUUAUGCAUCUCGCACUUAGCAGUGAUUCAAUAUGGGCGAGUGAAUGUUACCAUAGCCCUAGGUUAACCCAAGCCAUGUGAGGGAAAUCAAGAAGAUGCCACACGGUGUGCACUAUUGGAUGUGGCAGAGAAUUGUCUUGUAGAGCGCAGAUCCUUUUAGGGUCUGCAUAGCUUAAAAUGAGGAUUAAAUACUCUAGGACUCCCCCAUGUAAGCCAUGGGCCCUCCUGGAAAUAAAAGACAGGGUACAGGGUAUAUCGAUAUUUGUGAGGCUAGCAAUGUAAAACACGCUCACUCUCUCUCUAUAUAUAUAUAAUGUUUUUCUUAGGUAUUAGAAGCAUAAUACAAUUAAUUAUGAGAUGGAUGGUAAAAUUAGGAAGAAUAUCUUUGAAAUACAUUAACAACCCAGUUAAUUUCUUGAUUACUUGUGAAAAUAGAUGUAAAUUACUUACAUUGGCUGCAUUAAACACAAUUGCUUUAUCAACCUUAUACUUGCAAGAAAAGCAUGAAAAUACUCUGGAGAAAAUGAAUUUAGUUAAUACGGUAAUGGCAGCAACAGAUACAAAAAUAGAUGACAAAAGAAAGAAAUCUAAAAUGUACAAUUUUAUUGCUGAUGCGGUAGAAUUCGUAGCACCAGCUGUUGUGUACAUCGAGGUUAUAGCAAAUGUUAGGAAUCAGUAUCAAAAUAUACAAACAACUGUCAGUAGUGGUUCUGGAUUCAUCGUCACAGCAGAAGGGAUGGUAUUAACUAAUGCACAUGUCAUAAGCAAUUCUGCAGCUGUCGAGGUUCGUCUUUCGAAUGGAGACACAUACAAAGGAGUAGUUAUUGAUGUAGAUGACGAAUCAGAUCUAGCUGCAGUGAAAUUAAUAAGUAACAAUAAGAAAUUGUUUCCACAUGUUAAACUUGGUACGUCAUCAAGAGUUAGAGCAGGCGAAUGGGUGGCUGCGUUAGGUAGUCCGCUGCGAUUGAGCAACACUGUGACAGCUGGUAUCGUUAGCUCUUUGCACAGAGCUAGUGGAGAUAUUGGAAUAAGACGAAAUGAUAAUGUAUAUAUACAAACUGAUGCACCCAUCAAUAUUGGAAAUUCGGGUGGACCUUUGAUAAACUUAGAUGGCGAAGUAAUAGGUAUCAAUUGCAUCACUGUUCAACAAGCUGCUGGUAUUUCAUUUGCCAUCCCAUCUGACGUUGCCGCAGAAUUUCUUGAAGGUGCUAUGAGUAAAGAAAAGCAUACCAAACAAAAAGGCGAUGUUUCCUCUGAAAGAGGAAAGCGAGAUCAAAAGUUUUAUAUAGGUAUAUCUAUGCUGACCCUCACCCCACCAAUUGUACGAGAGUUGCAGCAAAGGAACGCGGAAUAUUUUGCUGACAUCAACGAUGGGGUUCUCGUUGCUCGUGUUAACAUUGGAUCACCAUCUGAAAGAGGUGGGUUGAUGGCGAGAGAUGUCAUAAUUUCCAUCAAUAAGAAACCGGUAAAGACAUCAACUGACGUGUAUAAAGAAGUUCGAAAGGGCGAAACAAUGGUCAUUAAUGUAAAACGCAACGGAAAUACGCUCACCCUGAAUGUAGAACCUGAAAUCACGAGCAGGCUAUAAUGUUUUGAGGGAGAUUACAUAGUAGCUACUAUUUUAAAUUUUAUGUGCAGACGCUCAGGUUAACAUACUAUGCAAGUUCCUUUCUCGUGUUUUUUACUGCAUAUGAAAAAAGUGUGAUUUUUCAAACUAUGAAAUGAGACAGUGAUGAUACGGUUUAUGAUCUCGUGUAGUGACAAUGUCGUUAACUAUACCUUAUGAAGACCGUCUAAUGGGUAUAUAAUGCAGUGUCCGUCCUAAUUGUAAUUUGCGUGGUUCAUAAUAUUUUUUAAAUAUUUAAAAUAUUUUUGUUCAAAGAAUUUCUAAUAAAUGUUACAAAGUA
Hydractinia symbiolongicarpus is the source of this 2046-nucleotide messenger RNA. Its product is annotated as serine protease HTRA2, mitochondrial-like. The record is from RefSeq and is a predicted model, not a curated record. Gene Ontology annotation, molecular function: protein binding; serine-type endopeptidase activity. The coding region runs from base 453 to 1727 and encodes 424 amino acids. Gene Ontology annotation, biological process: programmed cell death; positive regulation of apoptotic process; proteolysis. NCBI's taxonomy places the organism in Eukaryota, Metazoa, Cnidaria, Hydrozoa, Anthoathecata, Hydractiniidae. The transcript is spliced from 6 exons.